This is a messenger RNA of Siniperca chuatsi (mandarin fish), 4857 nucleotides long. It is a transcript of the gene amacr, whose product is annotated as alpha-methylacyl-CoA racemase. The record is from RefSeq and is a predicted model, not a curated record. The coding region runs from base 372 to 1520 and encodes 382 amino acids. Gene Ontology annotation, molecular function: alpha-methylacyl-CoA racemase activity. Gene Ontology annotation, biological process: bile acid metabolic process. The transcript is spliced from 7 exons. Lineage: Eukaryota; Metazoa; Chordata; Actinopteri; Centrarchiformes; Sinipercidae. Gene Ontology annotation, cellular component: mitochondrion.
UUACCAAAGUACACCGGAAGCCACCCGGCUAGGCGGAGUCAGCACUCGAUAUCAAAACGGGGUAACUGCUGUGUGCACGGUGUUUACCUUCUCAACCUGCAACCGUGUCUAAACAAAAACACGUUACGGCUGAACAGGUGAGAAUAAAGAGGAGCCACAGGUUGUUGUGUAGCACGUGACACGCCGCUGGACGUCUUUGACACUUCUAACGGCUAACUUCCCUCACCUACACUGCGCUCGAGCGCCCAGGCGUGCGUACGAGUGUAAGCUUCCUCAGACUGUCCUGACCUCGAUUUACACGCAAAGGUGUUGCAUUGAAUUUCAUUAUUCUGAGAGGGGUUUCUAAUAUUCUACCUUAUAGUCCUUUCACCAUGGCCCUGGCUGGAGUGAGAGUUAUUGAGCUGGCGGGCCUGGCUCCAGCACCGUUCUGUGGCAUGAUCCUGGCAGACUUUGGAGCCAAGGUGAUCCGUGUGGACCGGACCAAGGUUGCCAUGUCUACGGACACACAAGCGCGGGGGAAACGAUCUGUGGCCAUCAACCUGAAGACAUCAGAGGGCGUAGCCUUGCUCAGGAAGCUCUGUGUCCAGUCUGAUGUGGUCCUUGAGCCCUACCGUAAAGGUGUGAUGGAGAAGCUGGGCCUCGGUCCACAGGAGCUGUUAAAGGAAAAUCCUCGUCUGAUCUACGCUCGGUUGACGGGGUACGGACAGAGUGGAUCUUAUGCCACCGCAGCUGGGCAUGACAUCAACUUCCUCGCCAUGUCGGGCCUUUUAUCCCGGCUGGGUCGUAGUGGAGAGAAGCCCUGCGCUCCACUGAAUCUGUUAGCAGACUUUGCAGGCGGUGGUCUUAUCUGUGCUCUUGGGAUAGUCCUAGCGCUGCUGGACAGGACCAAGUCAGGGAAAGGACAGAUCAUUGAUGCUAGCAUGGUAGAAGGAGCAGCAUAUGUAGGUUCAUUUGUAUGGAAGUCUCGUAGCAUUGGUAUGUGGGACCGUUCUAGAGGACAAAACAUGUUGGACAGUGGAGCGCCCUUCUACGAUACCUACCAGACUUCAGACGGAAAGUACAUGGCUGUGGGUGCCGUAGAACCACAGUUCUACAGACAGCUACUUAAGGGCUUGGAGUUGGACGCUGUAGAGUUACCUCCUCAGAUGAACUUCAGUGAUUGGCCAGAGCUAAGACGGAUCUUCACAGAGCGUUUUGCUUCAAAAAGCCAGGCGGAUUGGUCAAGAAUUUUUGAUGGGACUGAUGCCUGUGUUACACCUGUGUUGUCUUUUGACCAGGUGAGCUCACACCCACAUAACCAGGAAAGAGCUUCUUUCAUCAAGGACUCCAGGGGGGAAGAAAGCCCCCGGCCAGCCCCAGUUCUGUCUCGGACUCCUGCAGAGCCUUGCCUUGCCACAGACCCCAUUAUUGGAGAACACUCAGUCGAAGUGCUAGAGGAGUUCGGCUUUACAUCAGCAGAGAUAGACCAGAUGCAAGCAGCAGGGGUCGUAGAGUGUAAUGCUGUCAAAGCAAAGUUGUAGAAAACAAAAAGCUAAAUAAGAUACAGAACACGUUUCAAUGAUUUGCAGUAAGACCUGCCAUUCAAAUCAUGUCUAACACUAGGUAAGAUAAGAAUCAAAAUAGAAAGGGAAACUAGGAAAAGGAAAUAUGUAUUUUCUUUGCAUGCACUAGAAAUUCAAACUUAGAAACUAAGAAAAAAUCAAAUGUGGUGCGAAAGCAUGAAAUACUUCUCCAUCUCGCCUGAGGAACCUGAUGUACGCAUCCCACACACUUAAGUGUGAGUGUAGGCAAGCCAUGAUUGUGCAAGGUGAGAUGCAAUUCUGUGCACUCUCAGGGUACAUGGAUACAGUUUGGGUUAGUCAUUUGGUCAUGGUUGUCAAUUUGAAUAGCUGCCUCCUCUUUUUUAGUGCCACUGCUGCUCACUGAAAGUGUUAGUUUGAAAGACAAACAGUCUUAGGGAGAAGUCCUACUACCCUAGUUUCCAUGAGCCAAAAGAAGUUUGUGUACACAGAUUGAUAAAUCAGCAGCACAAAAUAUAUUAAGUCAAUACAGCCUUUAUUGUUUUACUCUCCUACCAGGGCUUCAAAGUUUGGCAUUGCUGAUGUCUAAUGUCCACUGGAUCUAACUGUGUUGUGCCUUGUGGCUCAGUGACGGCUCUGUCGUAGUUUUAAUGUCCACUGGAAAGGUUUCAGAAGCGGAGUGUCUGUGCUUUAGCAGCUACAUUUCUAAUAGUUUCUGUAGUUAAGAGUUCACACAGGUUCUACAAGCAUAAAUACACGUUUGCAGCUCAUUUAGAUUUGGUAACAGAUGCUUUAUGGCUGUACUUUAAUAUGACAACCUUUUGUUGCCUCUAACUUCCUCCAUGGUCACUUAUUUUAAAUGUCAAUAUACAUGAUCUCACAGCACAUUCAUUUGGUGUCUUAAUUAUAAAAUAAUGAUUUUCAUUCGCAGUGCAGCAGGUUGGUAAUGACUGCCUGGUUAACGGGGUGGUAUUUAUGUGCUGCUAUCAAAUUUCAUACUCAUUCCAUUAUCUGACAACAGAAACAGGAAAUUAUGUAAAUGAGAACAACUAAAUUGUGAAUUUAGCUGCAAUUAAAACACAGUACAAGUGAACACAGACAGCAGGACACAAGUCCAUCCUGUUUCCUCUCUCUCACUAAUUAUAAAACAUAAACACACAUAAUUAAAUAGUAUGUCUCAAGAAAAAGCCAGUAACAAAUGAAACACAUCAUUAAAUUCUUUAAUUUCAUUUUAAGUAAAUUGUCAAUAAAUACAGGCAUUUAUAUACAUUCACACGUGAAUUUCAUGCUUCAGAGACGUGAGUUGCUCCGGCAAAAAUAGACCCGACGCCUAAAGAUGGCUGAGCAGAGAAAAGAGCAGCGAGCGAGACGUUUACCGUCACAAAGGUGGUGGACAUCGCCACACCGGCUAGAAUGAAAGUGAAUUGUCUCUGGCAGCCGAUCCAGUGGACAUUACUUUGGUUUUGUGGUACAUGUUGAACAUACAAAGGUUGCGUAUGCUCACACAUACUGAAAGUGCUACACAAGGAAUUUAGAGAAUUGAAAAUAUAAAUCAUCACAUUACAGUCAUAAAAGUCAUAAGUUAAUAAAUAAGCUGAAAAUAAUUAAAAUACAAGAUAACAUACUAUAAGUAUUUUCUUUAAAAAAAAAAAAGAAAACUCCUUAGGGGAAAAACUAGAUUGUUGGGGAUUUUUUAUUUGUGUACUACAUUGUAAUUUAUGCAGUUGGUGUCACCUGUGCAGCAUUUAUUCCAUCACUUCACAGUAGCCUGGUGGUGCUGCAGAAGGUUUAAAUGAUUGGUUUGAUUUGAUUAAAUGCUCAGGCCCUCUGUGGCUAGAUGCCUACUGAUAAUUAAUUAACUUCAUUCAUGUAAAUCAUAUGCAGUAUGUGUGUAUUUUAAAGAUUUUUUUGGUGUUUGCAAAGUCGAUAAACACCUCCAGAAAUACUGAAUUAGCCAUCAUUACAGGAGAUACAUGUAAACCUGGCUGUAUAAAAAUUUUGUAAAAUAAAAUGACACAAUAAAAUGCAAAUAUGUGUAUGUUAUCCCACUAUAAACACAUGAUGUGAAGGAAAGAUGACUAGAAACAAGCCGCAGCGUGAUACAAACAGUGUAACAACUGACUUUGGACUGACUUUGUAGCUGAACAAUAAGCCUAUGGAUUUUAGGUAAUAGGAUACAGUGCAGAUUAUAGGUUUGUUCCAUUGUGCAUAUUGUCAUGAGCCAAUUUGUUUUAAGCUGUAUAAGGUCAGCAUCAAGAAUUUCAUGACUUAAAAGGAACUGGCUCAUCAGGAAACUCAAAAGUGGCUCUAAAAUAAAAAAAUUAGUUUUUUUUAUUGGCUGCUUUUGGCAUAACCGAUAAACAUAUAUGAGUAAAAGAGUGUACAUGUUACUUGCGUUUCAGUUUUGAAGCAGCAGAGAUCUGAGAUGUGCAAAGGUUUAAAAGGUCAGUUCAGUCAAAUCACAAAAAAAAAAACUUCUCCCACUGGCCCCUGGUGGUAUCAGAUAGUUUUAGUUUUCCAAGCCAGGGUUUUGAGAUAUCUGUCUCUGAGAUGAGGUGAGUGGAAUUUGUGGCGCUCAAAUCAGUGAAGAAAUAGCAUUUGAAAAACUCAGCAGCAACGUGUCUUUGUUUAAGGACAAAGUGGUUACUCUGGAUAAUACACAGAGUUCACUGUGAUUCUUUACAGCUAUUUUCAGCUGACAGCAUGGACGCCAUUAACGUACAAGGGAGCCCCCGGGGCAAAAUAUAGCAGCAGAGCCCCUAAUAACCCCCCCCCCCUUUCUGAGUGGAAAAUGUACAGUUUGUCUAUGAUAGAGAACUACCUGGCACCAGAGUUCCUGUGUAAUUGUUUUAAACACAAUUUAACGGGAAUAUGCAUCAUAUCGACACAACAACUGAAAUAAUUAAAGGUAUCCUAUGAAAUUAUACAGUAUUUACAUUCACUAUUUCUCACCAAAAGGUAUUUUGUGUCUCAGUGGGGCCUAAUAAACAUGAUGAUAGAAAAUGAAUUGGCAACUACUUUGAUAAUCAAAUAAUCAUUACAAUCAGUCAAAUAUUAACUGGUUCCAGCUUCUUAAAUAUGAUGAUUUGCAUUUGUCAUGUGUAAUGGUUUGUGAAAUACCCAAUAUUAGGGUUUUGGAUGGUUGGUCGGACAAAACAAGACAUUUAAGGACGUUACUUUGGGCUCUAAAAAGUUGCGAUGGGUGAUUUCACAGACUAAACGUCGAUUCUGAAUUUGGGGUCUCAAAGGGCUACUAAUAAAUAAAUUUGAUCAUUUUCUGUCUGUGCAAGUUGCCAUUAUUAAAGUUUUAUGUGCCAGUGCCUACUGGGAUGUGUAA